AUGAAAAGCUUUACAGUUUUCUUCUGCUUUAUUCCUUUCCUCCUCGUUUCGUCGCUUCAGUUUGUUGCAGUACUUGCAGCUGCUGCUCCAGCAGAAAGCAAUGGAGUUUACAUUGUUUACACCGGCGCUGCUGCUUCUUCAUCAACUUGUUUCCCUUCCCACCAUAUUAUGAGCUCUUCCUCCAUGGAAAGAUGGAAAGACAGAGUUAUACACAAAUACACCAAUGGAUUUUCGGGAUUUGCAGCUCAAUUAACCAAAGCGGAGGCUGAAUCAAUUGCCGAAAGGCCUGAAGUUGUGUCAGUUUUCCCUGAAUCAGUUCACCAACUCCAUACAACACAUUCGUGGAACUUUCUGAAGGAUCUGAGUCAGGUUAAAUCCGCACCCCGUUUCACUUCCAAAUCAAGGGCUUCUUCCUUUGGUGAAGAUACCAUCAUUGGCGUAUUUGAUACAGGGAUUUGGCCAGAAGCAAAAAGUUUCAAUGAUGUGGGAAUGGGCCCUAUCCCCAAGCGAUGGAAGGGAAAAUGCAUCCAAGGCCGUGAUUUCAAGCCUUUCAGCUGCAACAGGAAAUUGAUUGGAGCGAGGAAUUACAUAAAAAAUGGUAACUUCACUUCGCCAAGGGACCGUGAUGGACAUGGCAGCCAUGUUGCCGCAAUUGCAGCCGGACGACGUGUUGGCGGGGCAUCCUAUCAUGGCCUGGCUACUGGCAUAGCCCAGGGAGGAUCUCCAAACUCGAGGAUUGCUGUUUACCGUGUUUGUGAUGAUCAAUAUUGCCCGGAUCCGAUUGCUAUUGGAUCGUUUCAUGCUACUGAAAAGGGGAUCCUGGUGAUAGCCUCGGCUGGGAAUGGUGGUGACGUCAACAUCCCUUAUUCGGUCCAUAAUGUUGCUCCCUGGAUACUAACUGUAGGUGCAACCACCAUGGACAGGUUCUUCGAGUCAGAUGUUGUCUUGGGAGGAAACAAAUCUGUUCAGGGUGCUGGUAUUCAUUUGGGCAGGCUCCAGAAAACUCCAGUAUACCCAUUGAUUACUGGCCUUUCAGCUAAGAUUAAUUCGUUCGUGUUUGACGAACAUGCAAGGGCUUGUUACUCAACUGCAUUAGAUGCAAACAAAAUAAAAGGGAAGAUUGUUCUCUGUGAAAGUGGAAACGAACGUGAUUCAGCACAAGGGGCGCUUGAAACAAUAAGAGGCAUGGGUGGAAUCGGAGUAAUAUAUGCAGAUUACUUCUCGAAACUUGUAGACCCGAUUUCUGAUUCUACUCCUUUGGUCGCUAUUAACUGGCAAGAUUCACCCCGGAUUACUUCUUAUAUUAAUUCAUCCAGGAAUCCUGUGGCAACUAUUUUACCUACAGAAGUUGUGUCACAGUACAAGCCAGCACCAUCUGUAGCAUCAUUCUCAGGGAAAGGCCCCAUAUAUGGUAAUGACUACCUAAUCAAGCCUGAUGUAGCAGCACCAGGAGUUGAUAUUAUAUCCGCAUGGCCUUCCAAUGACACAGAUAAAGCCUUCAAUAUACUCUCGGGUACUUCAGUGGCCACUCCCCAUGUUAGCGGAAUUGCUGCCCUAGUCAAAUCCCGAUAUCCCUCCUGGAGCCCUUCCGCUAUUAAAUCAGCUAUUAUGACCACUGCAAUCCAGAGUGACAAUGUGAAUAAACCGAUAAAAAAUGAGGUUGGGAAUCCAGCAACUCCUUACCAAUUUGGAGCCGGAGAAGUAACAAUGUUUGAUCCAUUACGACCAGGGUUAGUUUACGAGACAGAAAUAGCCGAUUAUCUACUGUUCCUCUGCAACUGGGGGUACAAUUCAUCUACAAUAAAACUCAUCUCAUCAUACCUUCCAGCAAACUUUUCUUGCCCAACUAACUCCUCUAAGAAAGAACUGAUGUCUAACAUCAACUACCCAUCAAUUGUCAUCAUUCAAUCCGCUGAUCAAAAGUACCAGACGGUUAAAAGGACAGUGACAAAUGUUGGCGACGAAGAAUCGGUUUAUACAGUAAGUGUCGAAGUUUAUGAGCAGCUGGAAGUCACGGUGAAUCCUACAGAGUUGAAGUUCACGAAAAGUACGAACAAGUUGACCUAUGAAGUUACUUUUAAGUACACUGAUGCUUCAUUCGUUGAUGAAGAAUUUACGCAUGGUUCCAUCACAUGGAGCAAUGACAACAAGUAUCGAGUUCGCAUCCCUUUUAUCGUCAGAAAAUAUCCAAGCCUUCUCUAA
Molecule: messenger RNA, 2202 nt
Organism: Oldenlandia corymbosa var. corymbosa
Lineage: Eukaryota; Viridiplantae; Streptophyta; Magnoliopsida; Gentianales; Rubiaceae
Source: the annotation of a GenBank genome assembly